Messenger RNA from Pseudovirgaria hyperparasitica, 2160 nucleotides. RefSeq lists its product as uncharacterized. Gene Ontology annotation, biological process: regulation of DNA-templated transcription; DNA-templated transcription. NCBI's taxonomy places the organism in Eukaryota, Fungi, Ascomycota, Dothideomycetes, Acrospermales, Acrospermaceae. Gene Ontology annotation, molecular function: DNA-binding transcription factor activity, RNA polymerase II-specific; zinc ion binding; DNA binding. The transcript is spliced from 2 exons. The coding region runs from base 1 to 2160 and encodes 719 amino acids. The record is from RefSeq and is a predicted model, not a curated record.
AUGCCUACUCGAGAGUCGCUUACAGCCAAUGGAAAGCCCAGAAAGCGUGCUACCGAAGCUUGUACUACAUGCCGCCGCAGAAAGAUCAAAUGCGAUGGGGCCCAGCCCAAUUGCGUCAAUUGCAAAACUUUCAAUCGGAUAUGCUCGUACGAGCCGAUCGAAGAAGAAGUCCGCCGCCAGCAAAAGCCGAGGAAACGUGUUCGGCGUGGAACGACAUCGGAUGCAUCGCCUACAAGCAGCCUAAUCGGAAAUGAAGGCGAUCAACAAACAACUGUUCCUGCCAGAGACACCCAAAGAAAUGUUUCUACGAUAGUCUUCUCCGCAAACGGAACUUCAAGCUACCAUGGGCAAACGAGCGCUCUUUUUGAAGAGCUGCAUUCUGAGCCUUUACUGCAAGCAAGACCGAUACCCAGGAUAUCUGAGGCCUGGGCCGAAAAGGGCCUUGUCGCAGAAGCGGCUAAACAAAGACAGAUGGAAGACGUGAACUUUGCCGCAGGAACCCUUGAUUUCGAUGGAGUUGAUCCUGAUCUCGGCAUGCAUCUCCUUUCUCUGCAUUGGAAUCGUCAACAUCACUCAUUCUUGAUUACGUAUAGACCUGUGUUCAUGAGAGAUAUGGCCUGCCAGGGGCCUUACUUCUCAAGGAUUCUAUUGAACGCCAUCUACUUUGGAGCAGCAAAGUUUAGUCCUCGCCUAGAAGUUCGGAAGGACCCGAAUGAUGUUAGGACUGCUGGGUGGCAGUUCAGAGAGCGUGUUCGAGAACUUCUAGGGAGCGCACUAGACAAAAGUGAGAUUACUACCAUUCAGGCUCUCCUAGUCAUGACAAACUCCCUAUUCGCUCUUGGCGACGAACGAAGCGCAGCUUGGCUGUACGCUGGACUUGCAUUUCGGAUGAUCAUCGAUCUAGGCAUGCAUGUUGACGCGCCGGACAUCUUGUCUGUUCGCAAACUUUCAGAAGAAGAUAUCGAAGUACGUCGUCGAGUCUUCUGGGGAGCGUUUGUUGUCGACAAGAUCCAGUCGCUGUACCAUGGCCGACCAGUGACUUUUCAAGGGCAAGACGCUAGAGUCCCCAUAAAGUUCCUAGACACAUUUGAGGAGCUGGAGAGGUGGAAGCCUUUUGCUUAUACUCCACAAAUCGAACAAUAUGGCGGUUGUCCUGCGUUUAGCGUAUCGACCUUUAGCCAUUUGUGCAAGCUUUCUGUCAUUCUGGGGGACAUUCUUACAUCGAUUUAUGCUGAAAACAGCUCAGAAAGAACUCCAGACGAGCUAUCCAGGCUUUUAGAGGAGCUGAAUGGAAAGCUGGUCCAAUGGCGCAAUUCAAUUCCGAAGCACAUGGAAUUCGAUCAUACUAAGCCGACGCUCUCAGAUCCGCCGCCACAUAUUUUCUCUUUACUCAUCAUGCACCAAGUAUUGGUGAUCCUACUACAUCGUCCCUUUGUCGCUGAUGGCCACCUCUAUCGCAAUGCACGAUCAGUUCCUGCCAAUGCGUUUGCGGCGUGCGCAACAGCAGCCACUCAGAUCGUACAUCUUUUACGAGCCUACGACAAAGCCUUUUCGAUCCGCAAAGCCCCGUAUCUCAUCUCAUAUGCUUGCUACGUUAGUGCUACUAUACAUGCGCGGAUUGUGGCGCAACGUGGCCGCUUAUCUGAGGCAUAUUCUUCUGUUGAGACUUGUCUCGCUGUCUUCGAAGAGAACCAAGAGACUAACUGGGCUGUCAAGCGAGCCAAUAUCAUCAUCCAGAAUCUACUCAAGAAGCUGGGUUCUACUUUGCCCCAGAGACCAUGGAAGAUCUCCAGUAAUGCGAACAUACCUAACUCCAGUGGCGAUACUGACCCACCUCCUGCGACGGCGCCGUUAUCACUUGCCGACUCCUCUGCCGUUGAGCAGCCGUCCCCAACGUCGAGUCUGGACUUGGACGCAAUCAUACAGAGUUUUGCCCCUGACCAGGAUCUAUCUCAGUCUGAGUUUACAAUCCGCACCGAUCAUCCGAUUUCUGGAGAUUUCUAUCCACCACAAGGGCAGUCUGGUUCAUACAACUCCGCGUAUCCAUUGCAGAUGGCCUACAAUCCAUAUAACUCUGAUCCUAACAUUGACGAUCUCUUGUUCGGGUUCAACAGCUCUACUCUCGACAAUUUCUCCUUCCCAGACUGGACAGGUACAUGA